UCAGUGACCGGCAAGCUGAGCACACUCGGGAAAUACAUAUACUCAACUCUUCACACCGCCCAGCGAGUGUGAUUAUCUCCCCCUUUCCGCCUCUCUCUCUGUCUCUGUCUCUCUCUCUCUCUUCUCCAACGCACAUUUCUCAAUCUUGAGAAAAAAAAAGCGCUCCUCCUCAUCUCCGCACUGUCCUCAAAUCCUCCGCCAACAGAUUCUAAAUAAGCGAGUUAAAGUGCCAGACCGGAAAUGUGCUUUUGCGAGUGAAUUGAGGUCCAGAGAGAGUGUCUCGAGGAAGUUUCAACGAUUUGUGGUCUCUGCAAUCAUCCAGUGCUAAAUCAUCUCAUGACACUUUUGUGAUAACUUCUGCACACCGCAUCUUUCACCUGUCGAUCUUGAGUGAUUGUCGAAAAUGUUCCACUACAAGUAUCUCAGUGAUGAGCAUCUCAAAGGCUUCGAGAGAUACAAGUACAACAGCGUGGACACGAGUCUGCUGUCCGUGCACGUAAUGCAUCCCUUCUGGAAUUGGUGCGUGAAGUACUUUCCGCGCUGGUUGGCGCCCAACUUGAUCACAUUCACCGGAUUCCUCCUUACUGUGGCCACAUUCUUCCUCAUAGGAAAUUACGAUUACGGCUUUACGGCUGCAGAUCAGGAGGAGAAUCCCAUCCCUCGAUGGGUUUGGUUGGCGGCCGCUUUUGGUAUCUUCCUGGCCUACAACCUGGACGGAAUCGAUGGGAAGCAGGCCAGGAGGACAGGCACAAGCGGACCACUCGGAGAACUCUUCGAUCACGGCCUGGACUCCUACUCAGCCGCCCUCAUUCCCAUCUACAUGUUCACUCUGUUCGGAGUGACGGACCUUCCACCGAUCAGGAUGUUCUACGUGAUCUCCUACGUGAUCUUCCUCAACUUCUACCUCACGCACUUCGAGAAGUACAACACAGGCGUGAUGUUCCUGCCGUGGGGCUACGAUUUCACUAUGUGGGUAAGACCUGCAAUUGCCCAAGUCUCUCUGACAAUUUACUCAGUGUCUUCUUCUUCUCAGGGCGUCACGAUAGUUCUCAGCGUGACUUUCUGCGUUGGUCCUUGGCUGUGGCGAGCGCCGACUUUCUUCGGUUUAACGCCAGCAGACUCAUUCCUCGUGCUGCUCGUGCUCUCCGCCGUCCUGAGCAGUCAUCCGGUGAUCCUGUGGAACAUCUACAAGUCAUACAGGGAUCGAACGGGCAAGAUGCGCCCCUUCCUCGAGGCCAUUCGUCCCCUAAUGCCACUGGUCGGAUUGUACGCCGUGUCGCACUACUGGAUGGUCUUGUCCAUCAAUGAUGUGGUCACUCUGGAUCCUCGGAUGCUAUUUGUGUGCUUUGGGACAAUCUUCUCCAACAUCUGCUGUCGGCUGAUUGUUGCCCAAAUGUCCGACACGCGGACGGACUGCUGGAAUGGGCUGCUGUGGGUGCUCCUUGUGGCCACUGGAGUGUCAACGUUUCCCUUCUACGACAGCCUGGGUGUGCACUUCAGUGUCGGCAUGGAACUGGCCGUGGUGUACACAAUCACGGGAAUAUCAACAGCCGCCCACAUUCACUAUGGCACGUGUGUGGUGCGAGAAAUGUGCCAUCACUUCAAUAUCAAAUGCUUCCAAAUUCCACCAAGUGAAGCACCGCUGGCCGAUGCUUAGACACGAAGGAGCUGAUCUUGAAGCCAGCGCGCCAGUCCAGCAGCUCGAGGGCUCUCUUCAGCUGUGCAUUUGACUCAUCAAGACUGCAGACGAAUAACUGAUACCGAUCCUGGAUACAGGGGAAGAGCGAAGAGAUUGAAGAGCAAAAGAGAUUAAUCAAGAGAUCCUCUGAGUGGCAUUCUUGAGGAAAUGAUCUGCAGUUUAGAGAUCGCAAGAAUACUCAAAGAAAAAAAAGCAUUUAAUCUAGAGACUUUUAAGCAAGAUUGUGGGAAUAAUAGGCAAGAGAAUAAGUCAUUCAUAAAGUAGUUUGUUUGCUUUUUGGGUUCAUGAAAGCUACCAAAUCACUGCCAAGGAGAAUUUUCAUAUAGUUUAACGCCCAUUAGAUUAAGCUUUCUCAGCAUUUUUAAAUGCACUUGUCUAUGCUUGACUUUUGCACUUGAUUGAUAACAACUGCAGAUCACUUCGAAUGCCCACACAGAGUGACUGAACAAAUCAACGCAAAUACUCAAUAUAGAUUUACUAUAAGUGUUGUAAAAGUCUGCAUGUAUGCGAAAGAAAAGACACUUUACCACAAUAAG
Phlebotomus argentipes is the source of this 2235-nucleotide messenger RNA. Its product is annotated as ethanolaminephosphotransferase 1. The record is from RefSeq and is a predicted model, not a curated record. Bases 404 to 1657 code for a protein of 417 amino acids. The transcript is spliced from 6 exons. Lineage: Eukaryota; Metazoa; Arthropoda; Insecta; Diptera; Psychodidae. Gene Ontology annotation, cellular component: endoplasmic reticulum membrane; Golgi apparatus. Gene Ontology annotation, molecular function: ethanolaminephosphotransferase activity. Gene Ontology annotation, biological process: phosphatidylethanolamine biosynthetic process.